CUUGACAAACAUGACACAAGUUGGCAAGACGGGACUUAAAUCUGACAUGGUAGUUGUGUACAUUUUUUCAUUUCAGCAAAAACUCCAACUGUACCGAGUGUCGUUUUAGCUGCUGGGGAAAAGCUCCGUCAUUUGCUUUGUAAAUUUAUUUAUGCUGCUGACGACAGUGCGUGUGUGUGUGUGUGUGUGUGUGCAUGUAUCAUUCAUGCCACAAAAGGGGAAGUAUUAAAGUGUGUCUUCACUUGGUCUCGGCACUCUUGAGCAACUAGCCGACCCGAUUCCUCCCGUUUAACAAGUCCCAAGAUGCUCUCCCUCAACACCUCCCUCAACAUCCCGGCGGUCAAGGCGAGUAAAGGAGGCGACAUGGAUACGCUCUCCAUCGUCCUCGGCGCGUUCACCAUCCUGCUUGGAAUUCCGGGCAACUCUAUUGUGAUCUGGGUGGCGGGAUUCAAGCUCAAGAAAAACGUCCUCAACGUGUGGUUGGUCAACCUGGCCGUGGCGGAUGUAAUCUUCUGCUUCACUCGAAUCUUCUCCCUGGUCAAGAAGCUCUUCUUGGACCACUGGCCCUUCGGCUUGUUCAUCUGCAAGUUCAACGGCUUCUUCAAGUACGCCAACAUGUUUUGCUCCGUCUUCAUGUUGGCUGUCAUCAGCCUGGACCGGGCCAUUUGCAUUUGGUUCCCGGUGUUCACCCGGCGCCACCGCACUGUGGGUUACGCCCGGGUGGUGGCCGUGUGCGUGUGGGCAGCAGCCUUGGUCUUCAGCAGCCCUUAUUUCUUCUACCGCCAAGUCUUCCUGUCGGCCAAGAACGUGACCAAGUGCACGAUCGAGGAGAUCAAGGACCCUGACGCCAGGAUGGCGCUCUACUUCAUCCGCUUCCUAUGCGGCUUCCUGCUGCCCUUUAUGGUCAUCCUGGCCUGCUAUAUUUUGGCCGGGGUGGGCAUCCGCCGGACCCGCUUGUCGGGUAAGGCGCGCCCCCUCCGGGUUCUGGCCCUGCUGGUGAUUGCCUUCUUCCUGUGCUGGGCUCCCUACCACGGCCUGCUGAUGCUCCGGAUGCUGGACAGCAAAAACUUGGUGGUCAACAAAUGGCUUUACCUCGCUAAGGGCGUGGCCUACUUCAACAGCUGCGUCAACCCGGUUCUUUACUUCUUUGUGGGUCUCAUGAUGAAGGGCCGGUCCAAGACGGGCAAGUCCUUGGCGGGCCUGUACAAGAGCGUUCUGGCUGACGAUGUGGACGGGGGGUCGGGGCAGAGUAAGGAAGACUCCGUGGGGAGCGAAUCCCAGCUGUGAUGAGGGGCGGGGGGCUAAAACAACUGAUGAUGUGUCGCUGCCUUUGUAUGUUCAAAUGUAAUAAAAAUGUCUUCUUAUCUACCAUACUGUCUUGUCCAAAAGGAAAAUAAAAGUGUGCUAUACUUCAGAGAGAAAUUAGCCGGACUUAGACGCAAAACAAAAGCGUAUGGCUCUGAAUGUAAACUUUUGUCAUAGCGCCGCCUACUGGACAAGAGACUGGCUGCUUUCAACAGGUUCAUCAUGGUCGCUUCCCCCCUCCUCUGGCUCCGCCUCUUAUGCAGGCCUAAAAUAUAUUUGUGGACCAACUUCAUACACGCUCGGUGAUGACAAGAGUCACUCACGGUCCUUUGAAUGUUAA
This is a messenger RNA of Syngnathus typhle (broad-nosed pipefish), 1645 nucleotides long. RefSeq names its product formyl peptide receptor 2-like. The record is from RefSeq and is a predicted model, not a curated record. Gene Ontology annotation, molecular function: G protein-coupled receptor activity; complement receptor activity. The transcript has 3 exons. The coding region runs from base 304 to 1287 and encodes 327 amino acids. Gene Ontology annotation, cellular component: plasma membrane. Lineage: Eukaryota; Metazoa; Chordata; Actinopteri; Syngnathiformes; Syngnathidae. Gene Ontology annotation, biological process: positive regulation of cytosolic calcium ion concentration; complement receptor mediated signaling pathway; inflammatory response.